ACCCCCAGUGACAAUUGGACUGAUGGCGGACACGGACCCUAGUGCGAGGCGACUGGCACCGACAGGAGGCACUCUUAGGCCGCUUGGUUGUACUCCAAUGGUUCCUGUCAACCCCUCCGACAGCGACAAUUCGCGGACCAGGAGUCGCUUUGGAAGCACCUUGUUCUUUCCGAGUUUCAAACUUCACAAACCCAGUGACGACGACAAGAUGAGCAGUGGCGGACGAAAGUCGGGGCAUGCUAGCACGGGUAUCCUUGGUGGUGUUGUUCAAUACGUGCACACACGUUUGGGAAGCAUCAGUCUGGGCACUGCCGGCAAUGCGUCAAAUACACCCGAGAUGGCCGACGACGCCGGAGCCACUCGCGCCGCCGACGUCCGCAGGUUGUCGCGCUUCCGUGCGCUAGAGAGCCGUAUCGGGGACUGGCGGCUCGACGAAGCGUACCGCCGAACGAACCUACAGAUAUUCUGGAACGCCAUGUUUGGGCUGACUCUGGCCGUGAUCGAUCUCUUCUUGUUUCCAUUGACCGCCACAACGGUGCCGACAGGACAGCUCAUCCCGACGACAAUAUCGAUCCCCGUCGUCAUUGAAGCUGUCAUUACGCUCUCGACAUUGGCGCUCGUGGCCCAGCUGUGGGCAUUGCACAGAAUGUACGAGCGCGAGAAGCGCAUGAUUUGGGGCGACGGGUUCAAGAUGCGAUACUGGAACUACCAAAACAUGGGCAAGGCAGCGCUGGAAUUCCUCGUGGUGUCGAUUCAUCCGUGGCCGAUGGGCGAAAACGCCGUGUACCGCGAAGGCGUCACCGUCUGGAUGUUCCUUCGCUUCUACCUCCUCGUCCGCGUCAUCAAGGACCAUUCGACCGUGUACCGACAGCGAAAGCAGAUCGUCGAGGAAAACUUUCAACAGUCGGCCGCUCCCAUGUUCAAUUCGUGGCUGUCGAUGCAAAUCGUAUUCAGCCACUCGCCGGACGUGUCGCUCGUGGUGUUUUGCAUGUGGAGCUUAGGCGUGUUUUCGAUCUCGACGUACCUGUGCGAGCGAGACCACAAUCCGGACGACUUUACCUUUCUCAACACGACGUGGUACGUGUACACAACGUUCCUGACCAUGGACAUUGCCGAGUACACCGUCGACACGUGGGGCGCCCGCGCUGUGACGUGCCUCUUGAUUGCUGCGGGCGUCGUCAUGAACACGCUGGUUGUGGUCGCCAUUCUGGACAACAUUACUUUGGACGCCAAGGGCCGCGUCGCCCUGGCGUACGUCCAUCGAACGGCCGCACAGGACUCGAUCCGUCGAGCGGCUGGCGCGUUCAUCGUGAGCUGGGUACGGUGGCAAGUCGUCAAGUACAAGUCGCUCGACGCGGCGAACUGGAGCAAGCAUCGACUACAUGUCGCCGUCGCGCUGGAAAAUAUGCGCACGGCUCGGUACAAAAAGCAGAUCACAGAGCAGAGCUUGGGCGAUCCCGUGCUCGAUAAACUGCAGAGCCUCGACCUUGGGAUCAUGAAAAUAUACCACCAGAUCACGCCCAAGGAUUCGACGACAAACCACACGACCGCAUCGUCGACCCCUGCGCGGUCGACAGCUUCGUUACGAGAACAACCACCCAUGGCCCGCAAUCGACGAAAGAGCUCGAUGCUUCGGGCGGCACCUGCGACGUCAUCGGCAGUCCUCUUGCGGUCCACGUCGUCGGCGGAAGCAUCGACCUCAACAUCUAUGCAGCCAUGCGACCCGGACAACAACUCCUUGCGGACAGAGCUGUCCAAGUUGGCGGCACAUCAAGAAGAAACGCUGGCUCAGAACAAAGCGAUCAUUGAGGCGUUGCAAAAACUACUGCAAUAAUCAACGUGAAGUUGUCUUUAGCACCACCUAAUGAAUUGCGCAUUUCAGUUGAGGCCGAGGCGGGCCAGCACUUCGUCAGCGAUCGCGAGCGACGACGUCAGGCCUGGCGACUCGAUGCCACAGCAAUGCACCAGGCCACGCAUGCCGUGGUGAGA
Aphanomyces invadans is the source of this 1989-nucleotide messenger RNA. RefSeq lists its product as hypothetical. The record is from RefSeq and is a predicted model, not a curated record. Bases 23 to 1834 code for a protein of 603 amino acids. The transcript is spliced from 8 exons. Gene Ontology annotation, molecular function: small conductance calcium-activated potassium channel activity; calmodulin binding. Gene Ontology annotation, biological process: potassium ion transmembrane transport. NCBI's taxonomy places the organism in Eukaryota, Oomycota, Saprolegniomycetes, Saprolegniales, Verrucalvaceae. Gene Ontology annotation, cellular component: plasma membrane.